Molecule: messenger RNA, 1221 nt
Organism: Neospora caninum
Lineage: Eukaryota; Apicomplexa; Conoidasida; Eucoccidiorida; Sarcocystidae
Exons: 1
Coding region: 1-1221 (406 amino acids)
Source: RefSeq, a predicted model, not a curated record
AUGAAGGUUGUCGGAACCCCCAACAAAACAGGCCUCUCUAGGUCAGCUAUUGUUGCUGGACUUCUGGCCGUGGCCGGCAUGUCCUCCGGGGCAUCUGCCGACGUGCCGUCUGUUGCAUCUAAAAAGAGCCAAUUUCUGGCGAAACACCCUAUUACGUACUCGACUUCGUUCGAACACAGCACGCCAGUCGAAGUCGUGACAGAGGACACGAGUUCGGCAGAACCGGAAAAUGCUGGGUUUACGGGCAGCAUGGCUCCGGGUCAUCUGGUGAAUGCGGCAUUUGAUCACGGGACUGUCGACGAUGACACACCCGGCGAGGAGAAGCGGCUUUCCGAACAUCUGAUGUAUGAUAUGCACCAGGACAUGAAAGACCGGUUCUGGCAUUUGAACGACCAAUCCAUGAUUGAAAAGCUCAUUAGUGAAGGGCGUUUGGACCCUUCGUACGGAGACCAGUUCGACAUGAACUUCGUACCGACUUACCAAGACGAUCUUUUCGAAGACAUCUUCAGCGAGGAGCCGUCUACCGAUGAAAUCCCUGAUUCAGCGACAUACGCAGAAGGCGAACUGCUCUCGGACGAUACAAUCCCGCCGGAGGGAACAAGCACAGAUGUCUUACCGCCCGCUGUUUCGACAACCGAAUCCGAACCCACCGCUUCCACUGCAAAGCCGGUGCCUGAUGAAACCAGCGAAGUAACGGAAGAGACGCCCUCGGAACCCUCUCAGGCUCCAGAGACCCGUCCUGAGCCUGCGACUACAGAGGCAACCGUUGAUGCUCCUAGCAAAGAGGACGACUCCACAGAGGAGGCAGACGAGAGGGACAGAGAUGCAGAGGACCAAGCGCCCCAAAUUGUUCCUGAGCAACCGGAGACAUUGACAGAUGGUGUUGCCACGGAAGAUGGCGAAACAGCAGUUGAGGGAGACAAGGAAGACACCACGGCGACCCGGCUGACCACUACUACGACUACAACUACUACAACCACCGCUCCAACGGCCACCGCAGCUGCCACGAAACCUCCAGUGGAGGGGAAUGAGAACGAAGUGGCAGGCCACGAGACGCCGGCUGAGGCAAAUGAAUCCAAGCAGGAAGAAAGUGGAACUGAGGUGGAGCCCGCCACAGCGGGGACUGAAGAAACAAGGGCAGGUAGUGAACACGAAGGAACGGCGAAACGCGCCGCUGAUGCGCCCCAUGCUUUCUUGCGCUCUGUGGAGACCCGCCACUAG